This is a messenger RNA of Gaeumannomyces tritici R3-111a-1, 817 nucleotides long. RefSeq names its product hsp10-like protein. The transcript is spliced from 3 exons. Gene Ontology annotation, molecular function: protein-folding chaperone binding; protein folding chaperone; metal ion binding. Gene Ontology annotation, cellular component: mitochondrial matrix. The coding region runs from base 253 to 567 and encodes 104 amino acids. Lineage: Eukaryota; Fungi; Ascomycota; Sordariomycetes; Magnaporthales; Magnaporthaceae. The record is from RefSeq and is a predicted model, not a curated record.
CAGCUCGGCUGACGGAAUUGACGCCCGGACCACCGAAUUUGCAGAAAAAAAGUUCGCGUUCCGAGUUUCUGGAAGCUUCAGAGCCCCAUCGGCCUCAUCAGGAAGAGCUACCCCCCAGUCUAUAAUUCUCGCUACGUUUUGAGCGCUCUUCCUCCCACCUUGACCACCAACUCAUCCGUCCUGCUCUCGUUCUCCCACCCCCAAACCUCCGUCUUGAGUUUGUGUAUCUUGGACAGUCGACUCUUUACCACAAUGGCCACCUCUCUCCGCUCCGUCAGGUCCCUAGUGCCGCUCCUGGACCGCGUGCUCGUCCAGCGUGUCAAGGCCGAGGCCAAGACGGCCAGCGGCAUCUUCCUGCCCGAGUCCAGCGUCGAGAAGCUCAACGAGGCCAAGGUCCUCGCCGUCGGCCCCGGCGGCCUGGAUAAGGACGGCAAGCGUACCCCUAUGGGCGUCGCUGCCGGCGACCGCGUCCUCAUCCCCCAAUACGGCGGCUCUCCCGUCAAGGUCGGCGAGGAGGAGUUCCAUCUCUUCAGAGACAGCGAGAUCCUGGCCAAGAUCAACGAGUAAAGCACAGGCAAACCGGCCGGCGCAUAUAUCAAGAUACCCAUGAAACCAUGAACGACUGUACUAUAUGACUGUACUAAGGACAAAACUCGAUAAAUCGACUUCUCCCGAACCAAAGGACGGACAUCAAAGCGCCCUGAACGGAAUUCCUUUGUCGAGCGGGAAACGGCAUCUCUCGCGCUGCUAAUGUGCUUCGCAAACUAGUAAGGGUACAUAUCCCUUGAAACGUAGAAUCGAGGCAUCUGAGCUGUGA